Molecule: messenger RNA, 492 nt
Organism: Protomyces lactucae-debilis
Lineage: Eukaryota; Fungi; Ascomycota; Taphrinomycetes; Taphrinales; Protomycetaceae
Product: zinc-finger domain-containing protein
Exons: 3
Coding region: 1-492 (163 amino acids)
Biological process (GO): mitochondrial electron transport, NADH to ubiquinone
Source: RefSeq, a predicted model, not a curated record
AUGCUGCGAAGUCAAGCGAUACGUCUCAGAGUCGCUGCUCUGCGUCGCGCAUACGCCACCACACCAGGAUCCGUCAAAGCCAACCUUGACCCAAACACACCCACCAUCAAGCACCAGGAAGAGGCAGCCCUGGCGAAAGCUCGAGAGGUGGCAGCGACAUCCAAGGGCCAGUCACCCAAUAGACAAGUGACAUGGUCGAAUCAGCAACAACCAAGAGAUUUGGCGUUCCGAGGACCUCGCUUUGAGCAAACUGAUUUCGAUUUGCAGCCUGCGCCGCAAGCAGCCAUUCAAUUGAUUGCGCAACAACCCAUUCGUAUGUCAGACAAGCGCAUUAUUGCGUGCGACGGCGGUGGUGGUGCACUCGGUCAUCCUAAGGUCUACAUCAACCUCGACAAGCACGGCGAGCCUCAUGCUUGCAACUACUGUGGACUGCGGUUUCAAAUGAAGGCGCAUGCAGCUGAUGAACAUUUGAGUGCGGCUGGCGGCAACUAG